CGCCGAGCGGCGGCGGCGGCACGCAGCCGCCCGCGGAGUGAGGGACGGAGCGAGCGAGCGGGCGGCAGGCAGGCAGGCAGGCAGCCGCGGGAGAUGUGCCCGGAGGAGGACGGCGGCUGCGGCGGCGGCGGCGGCGGCGGCGUGGCCGGUACCGGCGGCCCCGAGGCGGCGGUGACGCUGGACGAGCUCCGCUCCUGGUGGGAAGUCCCGGCCAUCGCGCACUUCUGCUCCCUCUUCCGCACCGCCUUCCGCCUGCCCGACUUCGAGAUUGAGGAACUGGAAGCUGCUCUUCACAGAGAUGAUGUGGAGUUUAUCAGUGACCUGAUCGCCUGCCUUCUUCAAGGUUGUUAUCAGCGCAGAGACAUCACAUCCCAGACGUUUCACAGCUACCUGGAGGACAUCAUCAAUUACCGCUGGGAGCUGGAGGAAGGGAAGCCCAACCCCCUGCGGGAGUCCACCUUCCAGGAGCUGCCUCUGCGCACCCGGGUCGAGAUCCUGCACCGCCUCUGUGACUACCGCCUGGAUGCAGAUGACGUCUUCGACCUCCUCAAGGGCUUGGACGCCGACAGCCUCCGUGUGGAGCCGCUGGGCGAGGACAGCAGCGGUGCCCUGUACUGGUACUUCUACGGCACUCGGAUGUACAAGGAGGACCCGGUGCAGGGGAAAACCAAUGGAGAGCUGGCUCCAGACAGGGGUUGUGGGGGGCAGACAAACACCCCAAACGUUCCUGGGAAAACGGGCAAGAGACGAGGGCGACCUCCAAAGCAGAAAAAACUACUGGAAGAAAAUUUGCUGAGGGAGAAGGCAGAAGAGAACUUGCUAAUCCGUGAGACUCAGAUAAGAAAUGGGUCCCAAGGGCCUGGCCGUGGGACAUGGUGGCUGCUGUGUCAGACGGAAGAGGAGUGGAGGCAGGUCACAGAGAGCUUCAGAGAGAGGACUUCCCUUAGAGAGCGGCAGCUCUACAAACUCUUGAGUGAAGACUUCCUGCCGGAGAUCUGCAACAUGAUUGCACAGAAGGAGAAGCGUCUACAGCGGACAGAGUAUUCUCCCAGGUGGAUGUCUGACCAUCAGCCCAUCAAACCAAUCAAGCAGGAGGUAAACCCAAGUGUGCUGAGUUCGAUGGAGAAGCAGAGGCGUAGAGAGGAAGAGGAGGAGCGCCAGAUUCUUAUAGCAGUUCAGAAGAGGGAGCAGGAACAGCUGCUAAAGGAGGAGAGGAAGCGAGAGAUGGAGGAGAAGGUCAAAGCAGUGGAAGAAAGAGCCAGGAGACGGAAGCUUCGUGAAGAGCGGGCCUGGCUGCUGGCACAGGGGAAGGAGCUCCCCCCUGAGCUUUCCCACUUGGAUCCCAGUUCCCCUACCAGGGAAGACCGAAGGACCAAGGAUCUCUUUGAACUGGAUGAUGAGUUCACAGCCAUGUACAAAGUUCUGGAUGUGGUAAAGGCUCACAAGGACUCUUGGCCCUUCUUGGAGCCCGUUGAUGAAUCAUAUGCUCCCAACUACUACCAGAUCAUUAAGGCCCCCAUGGACAUCUCUAGUAUGGAGAAGAAGUUGAAUGGAGGUCAGUACUGCACCAAGGAAGAAUUUGUGAGCGAUAUGAAGACCAUGUUCAGGAACUGUCUUAAGUACAAUGGUGAAGGCAGUGAAUAUACAAAGAUGGCUUACAACUUGGAGAGGUGUUUCCACCGAGCAAUGAUGAAGCACUUCCCUGGGGAAGAUGGAGACACAGAUGAGGAGUUCUGGAUCAGAGAAGAUGGGAGACGAGAGAAGAGGAGCCGGCGGAGUGGCCGCUCCAGCACCGGCAACGUUUGGACUCGGUCACGAGAUUCAGAUGGACCAGGCAAGAGGCAGCAACGCUUGGAAAAUGGGGGAAAACCUCCACCAUAUCGAGCUACUUCCAGGGCUCCUGCUUCUUCGUCCUCUUCUUCCUCCUCCUCCUUCUCCUCAUCCUCUGCAGACGAUCCCAGUGGCAACCCGAUGCAGCCUCCCCGAGAAGUGGGCCCUUCCAAUGGGCGAGGUUUCCCUCGCUCUCUGCAGUACGGCGGCAUGCCCAGCCCUGUGCCACAUCCCAGCCAGAUGAGACCAGCUGUGCCAGGAACGUUCGGUCCCCUGCAUGGAUCAGAUCCCACGAAACUCUACAGCUCGCCGCGAGUGCCCGAGCCCCACCCCGGAGACCCAGUCCAGCAGCACCAGCACUUUGCCAUGCAGCCGGCCGUGGGACUGAGCGAGCACCGCGGGCACAGGCUGCCCGCCCCGGAGAAGCAGGCGUGUGCAGGACCAACCCACGUCGCCGGCCUCGGCCCCCGGCCAGGCGCUCUGCACCUGGGGCACAUGAAUGGCCCCCCGCCGGAUGCCGUCUACCCUCCAGCCCAGUUCCAGCAGGGCUUUCUCCCCUCCAGGCACAAUGGGCCUCCUGUGAGGCCACCAGAGGGCUCGGAGGUCCCCCCGGGGCACAUGUACCGGCCCUACAAGUACCUGAACCGCACGCACCCAGCCCUGUGGAACGGCAGCCACAGCCCAGCCAGCCAGGGAGCCAUGGGGCCCGAGGAGAAGGCGCCCAUGGGGCCCGGGCCCUCGCUCCAGCCCCGCGCCCUGGGCCACAUGAUGGACCCCCGGUCCAUGAGGCCGCCACUGCCUCCCGGCCAGUGGACCGAGCAAUCAAAUUUCCUACCUCACGGGGUGCCUCCCUCAGGGUAUAUCAGACCACCUGGGAAAGCCACCGGCCAGAGGAUGCCGCAGCCAACGUCCGCUCUGUUUGGGGGACCGCCUCAGGUUCAAAGAGGGUGCCAGGGCGGGGACUCCAUGAUGGACAGCCCGGAGAUGAUCGCCAUGCAGCAGCUGUCCUCCCGCGUGUGCCCGCCGGGUGUGCCUUACCACCCUCGCCAGCCGCCCCCGCCGCACCUCCCCGGACCCUUUCCCCAGCUGGCUCACGCUGCCUCUGCCACCAGCCUUCAGCCCCCAAAACCCGUCAUGGGGAACGGGAGCUCGCAGGACCCAGCCGCUCAGACCAUGGAGCCAGAGGGCAACCAAGUGGAGCAGCCAGCAGGUGUGGACGAGAAGGCUCAGUGUAUUGGCAUUCCCGAUGGGGCCUACGCCAAACUCCUACCUCAUCCCAAGCCCCCGCUGCCCAUGGAGUGCACCAGGCGCGCCUUGCCCCCGGAGGGGGAGGGGGACGGCUCCAGCGUGAAGGGCGACCUGAAGGCAGGACAGGGCAAGGGCACAUGGCCAGCAGAGAGCAGCUAUGGCGGUGGCCCAGGCUGCGUGAGGGACCUGAUGCCCACUUCCGAGAGAGGGGGUCCCCUGCCUGAGAACGGGGCAGUGGGCGAGGGGCCAGCGGCCGGUGCCGAGGGGAAGGGGCUGGCCGCCAACCUGCUGGAAAAGCCCCUCUGCGGCGGGGGGAAGGCUCUGCCUGAAGCAGCUGUGCCUUGCAUGGGGCAGGGCACCAGCCUCUCUGGGGUGGAUGCCAGCUCUGUGGGUGCUGCUCCCAACCAGUUCCACCCUCUCUACAUGCCUGGUCUGGAAUAUCCAAAUUCAGCCGGACGGUACCACAUCAACCCAGGCCUGCAGGGGUUCAGCCCCAUGAUGGGGGGCAAGCCACCUCCUCCUGCUUCCCACCCCCAGCAUUUUCCCCCCCGGGGCUUCCAGCCAAGCAGCGCCCACCCCGGUGUCUUCCCCCGGUACCGACCCCCCCAGGGCAUGCCCUACCCCUACCAGCCGCAGCCUCAGCCUUCCUACCACCACUACCAGCGACCACCCUACUACACCUGCCCACAGGGCUACUCGGACUGGCAGAGGCCUCUCCACUCCCAGGCCAGCCCCAGUGGGCAUCCCACUGCCCACCCACCCCUGGCCAGACCCCCUUUCCCCGAACGAGGGCCCACCAGCAGCUUGCAGGGCUGCGAGGCACUGAACGCCGCCCUGGCCUCUCCCAACCGCAUGGACGUAGCGAGUGCCAAAGAGGUUUCUCCGAGCGAUGGGCAGGACCUGGGGCCUGAAGAUGAGAAGUCCGAGGAGUCCCAGGAAAGACCAGAGAGUCCCAAAGAGUUCCUUGAUUUGGACAACCACAACGCAGCCACAAAGAGGCAAAGCUCGGUGGCAGCCGGGGAGUUCCUCUAUGGAGCCCCUCCACCACACCUGGGUUCGGGGAUGGGAUUCGGCCCAUCAACUUUCCCUCCCCAUGGGGUGAUGCUACAGACUGGCUCUCCUUAUGUAUCCCGGCAUCCCGCCAGUCAUUUCCAGCCCAGGACAUAUGGAUCGCCUAUGAAUGCUCACCUGUCUCAUCAUCCUGCCUCUGGCCAGGCCAACGGCCUCUCUCAGGAGGGCGCCCUGUACCGUUGCCGGGAGGAAAACAUGGGUCACUUUCAGGCUUUGCUGAUGGAGCAGAGAGGCAGUGGAGGUGGCAUUGGGGGGCCACCCCAGGACUUGUAUAGACCCUCGGGAAUGCAAAUGCAUCAGGCUCAAGUCCCCUUUGCGAAGAUGCCUACAGCAACCAUGUCCCGGGAAGAUGUGACAUCACAAAAACCCUCAGCAUUGCCUCUGGAUCAAAGCUAGUCCAAGGAAGAAAGGACCUCAUGAAGAUGAAAGCCACACAUGAUUUGGACAAGAGGGAGGAGGGGCAGGCCUUCCUCCCACCCUCCCCUCGCCUGAGCAGCAUGUAGUUUCCUGGGUCCGUGCAACAUGGUGCGGCGAGGGCUUUUGUGUUGGAAACCUGGAGCAGUGCUGGGUCCCAGCCAGCCCAGCAGCUGGCUUGCCACCACAGGGCGACCAUUGCAAACUAGUGGCUUUCUGUGACCGGAGACUGCAUCUCAUUCAGGGUUUGAGGGAUUUUUUGGGGGGCGGGGGGGUAGGGGUGGGAGCGGAAAUUUUCAUUGACUGCUAAACUCAGGUAUAUUUUUCAGGGUGGAAGAGGAUGAUGAUGGAAUUUUACUUGUAGUAUUAACGUGUGUGUUUUGGAGCUGGAUCCAGUUUACAGAAUUUAACCUGUUGCCUUUUUAAAUAAAUUUCUGUUGUUGGUGAAUGUAUUGUACAUAAUGGGGGAGGGGGUGGGCCCAGCUUGUAGUGGGCUUAGCACUGGAGGAAUCCUUAACUGUUUACAAUCAUAUCACACUGAAAUCUUUCAGAAUAAGGGUGAGGAUUUGAGGGGAGCAGGGAGAGGUGAGGGAACGUGUGAGGGAUGACUUGCUGUCCUCCUUCCUGUCCUCUGCUUACCGAGACAUGAUCCAAUGGCAGGAGUUGCUCAGGAGCGUAACGUGUCCUCCUCUUUCUCUUGUCUUCCUCCUUCACUCCUUACCCUCACCCCUCUGGAUCCAGGGCCUGAGUGCACUUCCAGCUCCUGUCAUCAUGGGGGAACAAGGAAACCAGGACCAGGAAUUUAAACCAGAACAGGACACUCUUGGCAUUGUCCCUUCUACUAGUAUAGUACCCUUCUCCCUGCAUUUUUCUGAUAGGAGAAAUGUAUUCUUUAGAAAACAGAAGAUGGCAUAACUGGCCAUCUUAGACUUCUUUUGGUGCAUCUGGUGGUGGAGCAGCACCUAACCAGUAGAAAAAGUUUUAUGCACAUCUAUACUGCCCUGCUAGCCAAGGAGGGGAGCCAAGUCCCUGCCUUUCUCUGUCCCUUAGCUAUAUUCGCUUCUUAGCAGCAGCAAAGCAGAAAGUACCCUGGGGUUCUUGACCACUCUUGGCUGCUCUGAAGGAAGAGUGUGAGGCUGCUUUGGAGGAAUGGGUGCUUUGCUGCAGUGUGAGCUGUUUUGUUGGCCUAUGGAGUUGGAUUCAGUGUUUGCAAGAUGCAGGUGAAUCAGAAAGCACUGAUUCAAAAUCAAAUGUUGAGGUGGCCUGACUCAGGGGGUGAGGGACAAGAGGGCUGCGUGCUCGAGUUGACUUUGUUUAUCCUUGUCAUCAUUUAUCAUGUACCAGUAAGUCAUGCAGGGCUAGUGGCAGCUUCCUCUGGGGGCUGUGCAAGGGCUUUCCUCACCAGUUGCAGUACUGCACUGGAGAAGCCCUGUGCGCCAGUGCUUUGCCAGGCACUGAUGUUCAAAUGUAGCUUUGACAAAUGAGUUUGGUAGGAAUCUCAUCUGCAGAUGUUUAUUCAUAUCUUAAACCUAACAAGGAAAUACAGAUGAUUGUUCUUGAUGAGGACCUGGGGUAAAACAAUGUGGAAUUGCUUCAUGAUGAGAUUGGGCAGCAAGAUCUGCUGGGACCACAGACCUAGUGCAGGCUGGUGAUUGCACUCUAGGGACAGCGAGGUAGUUAGGAGGAUGUGCCAAUGUGUUGGACAAACUGAGCUAGCAAAAGCACAAGUGGCAGCAGAAGUGAGGACAGAACAGCCUGCCUUUUAGUCUGUGGUACCAGCUAGAGAAGGGUCUUUGUCUCCAGGUUUCUGAAGAAUUUUCUGUCUGCUUUUUUGUUUCGGAUGGUGCCAUCACCUAUGUGUUUAGCUAGGUUGCACUAGCAUGCCCUUAUCCUGCUGUGUAGAUUAGAUCUACCAUAGACUGGCAAAGCUGUUCGAGCAAAUGACAAGUAGCAUCUGACUGAGCCAUUACCCCUUCUGUCCUAAGCUUUUGGAAGCACAAAAGGCCUAAAAUAUGAGAAAUAUUCUGUCUUGAAAUAGUUAGAACAAGGAAGGACUGCCGCAUUAGUGCCCUCUAGCCACCAAGUCUCACUGUUCUGUUGCUGCAGUACUUUUGCCUCUGAUGAGCUGUGUAGGGCCAAGGCAUUUUCCAAGCCUAACAGGACUUAAACUUCUUUGUGCAGUUCCCACAACUCUCUUUCUAAACACAGUUCUUACUCGCUGCUGCAUCUUUCCUGUGGGCUAUAGCACCUAUCUGCUUAGUCCAGUGAGUUGUCUGGAACAGCUGCCUCCUCCACAGAGGAAGACUUCAAUAUAUUGUGAGUUACAUUACAUUAUGAAAGGGAGAUUUUUUUGUGUGUAGUUUGUUUAUUCUUUUUUUUUUUUUUUUCAUUUGUCUUCAUCCGUCAGGGAGCAUUUGUCACUGGUGGAUUGGUAUAAACUGGAAUAGAUGAUCCUGAAGGUUCUUCUUUGACUGAAGCAGGUAAUAGCUCUCCCCAGACAAGAACAUUAUGAUAUGGCUUAUCUGAAUUUGUUCCAGAUCUCAGGGUCUGCUGCUGUCUCAUGAGCUGGCAGUGGGUUUUCAGAGGUGCCCCAGCUGCUCAAUAAUGCAAGUCUGGAUCUUUCCCUGAAUGGAGACACUGGAGCAGUAGUAGCUAUUUAUAAAAAAACUGUGCACAUGUAACUGCUCUUCAAGACAAUAAACAAUGGGACAAAUUAAAACACUUCUCCUUCUCCUUGUAAAGCAAUCUUUAAUUCAUUGUAGAUGUAGAAGUAAUUUUAAAUAACACAUUUAAAAUAGAGGAACUGUAAAAUAUGUUGUGCAGCAAAGUAUUUGGAGUUCUGGAAAUGUGAAUGUGGAUUCUGCAAAGAAGCCCUGCCAUACUUCAGCCUGUGUCUUCUGUGUCACAGACAGUUACCCAAAUAUUUGAAGUGCCUUUCAUUCAGCUCAUUGUGAACUUUGUGGAACAGUAGGUUUUUAGAAGCUAUUAAAAAAAAAGCCAAACAAACUGAAGCACCCUUGGCCUUUAGCUAGAACUGGCACUGGAAACAUGGUUCUAGUGGUCAUGGUAUCUGGAUGAGUACCAAGCCCAGAUCAAAACAGCAGAUGAAUAAGAAAAGCAAGAAUUGCUUCUGGUCUGCUUGGAGAACAUGGUGGGGUGUUAGACCUUGAGGAUCCUAUAUGAAGUGUGUGAUGUGAAGAUAUUAUCCCUUACCUGACAUACUGGAAAUCUGGGAGAAGGGUUUGACUUGAGGGUGGCAAGACAAAACAGAGUAGUGAAGUGACUCCUCCUGAGAGGGUUUCUAAGCAAAUGGCUUUUGAUGUAGUCAGUAAUUCUAAUUAAAGUGGCUAACAAGCUGCUGUUGUGAGGGCACAUGGUUUAUAUUAGACAAGUACUAAUAGAGCAUAGGGGAAACUAUGGCUGGGCUACAGGGAUAGGGCUAUCCUGGGGACAGGGCACUAAGAGAAAGAGCUGCUUGUGGAAUCUUAGCUCAAGAGUUUCCAGACUUUCACAUGCUUUGUGCUUUAGUGUUUGAGUUGGGUUGUUUGUUGGUUUUUCUUUUUAUGAUGACAUAUAGGGAUGCCCCAAAAAUCAGAGCUCUGAGCAAAAAUCACAGAAAAUUGGCACCCCUCAGAGGGUGUGGGGCUGGGAGUGGAUUAGCUGGGCUGGAAC
This is a messenger RNA of Apus apus (common swift), 8235 nucleotides long. Its product is annotated as chromatin remodeling regulator CECR2. The transcript is spliced from 19 exons. The record is from RefSeq and is a predicted model, not a curated record. The coding region runs from base 94 to 4545 and encodes 1483 amino acids. Gene Ontology annotation, molecular function: protein binding. NCBI's taxonomy places the organism in Eukaryota, Metazoa, Chordata, Aves, Apodiformes, Apodidae. Gene Ontology annotation, biological process: chromatin remodeling. Gene Ontology annotation, cellular component: CERF complex.